This is a messenger RNA of Struthio camelus australis, 1984 nucleotides long. RefSeq names its product MYC target 1 (gene MYCT1). Gene Ontology annotation, cellular component: nucleoplasm. NCBI's taxonomy places the organism in Eukaryota, Metazoa, Chordata, Aves, Struthioniformes, Struthionidae. The record is from RefSeq and is a predicted model, not a curated record.
CAAAAGCGUUGCCUCUACUGCUAAAUCUCAAACGUUCAGAAACCCAUUGCUCCACUGUGGACACAUCAUUUUAUAUUUAUCAUUUGGAUGUUAUGGAUAAAAACAGUACUUACUCUCCGAUCACAUGGCCACCAAAGUUUUGGGAGCAGAUAACAAUAGCCUUCACAGUGUCCAUGGCGGUCGGACUGGUGAUUGGAGGGAUCAUCUGGGCUUUGUUUACCUGCUUGUCCCGUCGCCGAGCUAGCGCCCACAUUUCCCAGGGGAGCUCCUUCUCCUACAGCCGCCGGUCCAGACCCCCCUCCCCCAGCCACACUGCAGGCAGGACUGGAUUUUAUCGCAACAGCAGCUGUGAACGUCGGAGCAACCUCAGCCUGGCCAGCCUCACCUUCCAGCGGCAAGCGUCCUUGGAGCAAGCCAACUCCUUCCCCCGCAAGUCAAGCUUCCGGGCAUCCACCUUCCACCCUUUCCUGCAAAGUCCUCCCCUCCCAGUGGAAAUGAACAGUCAGUUGAUCACCCUGACUCCGACAAGUACCACCACAACCCUUGUGGGAAGCACCACCAACAGUUUAAGUCGACCUGAAUUCCACUGGUCUAACAACAGCCUCCGCAUCUGCCACUCCACGCAAACCCCUCCUCCUGCCUAUGAAACCAUCAUAAAAGCAUUCCCAGACUCCUGAACUAGUUUCUUGCUACAAACACACUCAUGAAUUUCAGGAGGAACCUCAAUAGUUUCAAAUGGUUUUCUGUGCACACUGAGGAUCUCUGAGAAGUCUCCUGUUGCUGUGAUGUGUUGCAGAGGGAGCAUACAUUGUUAAGAGCGAGUAGCGCUGAUUUUUAGAGCACAAUAUCCCGCUGGACAAGGAAUCACCUGUCUUCCGCACCAUCAGCCCCAGUUUACUGAGCUGUGAUGUACCUAUGUAUUUAUACUACUGUAUCUUUAAUUAUAAGCUUUGUAUCUUUUAGUUUAGAGGAAAGAAAAUGCUGCCAUAUAAGACACUGAUCAUUUCUUGUCAUUUCUUGAAGAAAUAGAUUGUAUUAGGAAUUACUGAUAUAUACAUUUCUGUAAAUUUCACUAUUCUGCUUCUGUUUUAAUGAAAGCAGUUGUGAUUUUAUAUAUUUUCCCAAGGAUGUUAGAUUGUCAGUAAAUACAUCCCAUUAUCCAUGUUCUUCCUAUAAUGACAGAACAGCUUCUACCCGAGGAACCUUAGAAACAGAUAUUGAAGUAGAUUUAAUGUCACAGACCUGUUGAUGGUAGUAGGCAUCCUAUUUUGCUGAUUGUAGAGGAUCUUAAAAAACUCUAGCUCAGGCUUGUUUGUAUAACAUUCCCUACAGUACCAGAAAAAUGUUGAAGAGGAAGAAGUACAAAACGCACGGUAACAAUUAUAAAAAUUUUUUAGUCCACAAUCAGUAGAAUAGGUAGUCACAUUUUAAUACCUAAUAAGGCUGUACGGGAGCAGAAUUCCUGAUGUUUCAUUUUUCUAGUUCCGGUUAUCAAGAUAAGCAACAUGAAUGACAACUCUUUUUAAUAGUUUCCUGUUUUGUUAUGGGAUUACUCAUUUCCUUACUUCAAAUCAUAUUUUUCAAAUUGCACCAAUGUUUAAUGCUUCCUGGCAAGUUAUUCACUGAAAUCCUGUGUUUCACUAAAUCAAAGUUUUAGAUUUCUAUAGCUGAACGAUAGGAUUGUACAAUUACUUGAAUAUGAAGAAAAAGUUGGAAUAUGUAGUUGAGGCUAACAUAUCCUCUGGACUGUUGUACAUGUACAUGUCCAUUAUGUCAACCUAACCCCCAACUUAGUAGAGACCAAUUGCGCUGCUGUGAGAUGUUAAGGAUUUGGAAAGAGCGCAGACGAAUGAGGCCUGAUUUAAAUCUUAUUGGAUCAUUUUCCCGUUAAAUGUUUUGUUCAAAUGUUGAAAUGAAGGGAAAAGAAUUUUCACAAGCAGAGGAACAGUCCUAUCCCUCACUUACAAAUAAGCCUCUUAGCCUU